Molecule: messenger RNA, 2963 nt
Organism: Leptinotarsa decemlineata (Colorado potato beetle)
Lineage: Eukaryota; Metazoa; Arthropoda; Insecta; Coleoptera; Chrysomelidae
Source: RefSeq, a predicted model, not a curated record
UCUGUAAACUGUUCUCUCGUACGUCUAUGAGUUAAAUUUGUUCGAGUAGUGCGCCUUCGAAAUCAGUUUUUGUCCCAUACUUUGAACUUUCGUUGAAGUUAAAUCAUGGGAAACAUAAAUAGUGCGCAUUUUGACGAAACUGUUGACGAUUUGUGGUGGUCCACGAAUGAACCGAAUUGCGAAAACAGAAUCGCAAAAAGUUCAACGAGCGAAUAUACCGCCAGUAACAAAUCAGUUGCGAAUGAAUCAAGUUCAAGAGUAUUAUCAGAAGAAAAAGAAGAAAUACUGAGCGAAUUCAAGUUAGAACUUGCACGAAAGCACGAAAAACGAAAGGGAAUUAUUCUCGAGAAGAAAAAGGAAAUGGAUGAUCUAAGACAGGAAAUUCUCAGAUUGAAAAAAGAAAAUGAAGAUUUGAGGAAGUUGAAGGUUACUGACGAGCAAAUUGAAACGGAUAUUGGGAAAAGUGAGACCAUUGAGCGAUUACGGGCAGAAAUCGAGGAUUUAAAGAACCGCUUAGAAGAAAAAUCCAGACUACUUCAAGACAGUGAGUGCAUUAUAGAAAAAAAUCGUGAACUGAAAAAGAAUAUAGCCGCGUUACAAGCAGACCUUCAAAGUUUGAAUACAAAAUUUGUGUGUUUCGAAACAGAACGACAGGAAUAUAAAAAUCAUGUAGCAGCAUUGAAAGAUGUGAUAUCUGUGUCUAAACAUAUGCUGCAUAUCAAAGAAACCGAGUUGACAGAGCUUAAACAAAAAUUUGAAGAAAUUGAAAAAUCCGUGGCGGAAAAAGAAUUGGACGUUUUUUCCCAAGACAUGAGAAAUGAAUACGAAAGACAAAUGGCGAAUAUCAGAAAUCUCAGGAUAUUGUAUGAAGAGAGACAAAGAGUAGAAAGAAGGGAGAAACAGGAACUGAUUUCUCAAUUGGAUGAUAUCAAGAAAGAGCUUCAAGCAGAAAAGGAGAAGGGAAGUGAGCUGAAAGAACGAAUAUCAGAAUUAGAACAUGACAACUCACAGAAAUACGAUGAAAUCAAAACGCUUGAAUCCAACUUGGGUCUCUCAAGAGCUGAAUGUAAACAACUUCAAGCCGAAUUGGCAGUAAUCAACCGACUUUUCUCAGAAAUUUUGCUCGGUUUCAACAGUUCUCAAGAUUUAGAUUUGGAUAAACUGCAGAAACAUUUGGAGGAUCAUCGUGAUCUCCUGCAGGAUAUUGUUGUGAACGAAAUAUCUUCAGAAGUUUCGUAUGCGUUGCCAAAAGUACUUCUUGACCUUCUCAAACAAGUGAAUAAUCCUGAAGAAAUUGAAGAACAACUGAAAGAUGAACCCAACUUGCUGAGUGGCCAGUUAGAAUCAAUUCAGGAAGAAAUAGAGUCAACAACCUCCACAAUACACCAACAAAUGAACAGUGCUGAGGAAAUAGUUGAAAAUCUUCCGAAGGUAUGGAGAGUCCUCAUAGAACUCCUCAGUCACCAAAUAGUUCCGACCAACACACUUACAAACAGCGAAGAUAAAGAAAAUCCUUGCUAUAAGACUGUGGAAACACCAAAGGGACCAAGUUUAGUACUUAGUGUUAGUCAGACGUUCAUUAGGUUGAAGGACCUAAUUUUAGAGAAGAAAGCCCUGGAGAAGGAAACCAAUCAUCUGAAACAGUUGAACGGACACCUGGAAAAUAGGUUGCAGGAUCAAGAGAAGAGAUUAGAAUUGGUUCAUUCAGAACUAUCUAAAACUUGGCUUGUGGUCGGAAAAAUGCAGAAACAACAUCAAAUGCUUCACACGCAGGAGAAAAUUUUACGUUACGAACUUGCUCAAAAACGAAAACUACUUACGGAACUCAAAGAAGAAUUGGAAUACAGCAGAGAAAAGUGGGCUGAGGCUAGAGCAAAAAAUUCCAAGACUGAACUACAGUGGAGGCAACUCAGAACAGAAUUUGCUGCAAGAAAAAAUACUGUGUUGAAUGAUGAUCUGAACAACAGCACAGAAAGUGGAUAUAGUGACGACAGGGAGUGUUCUAGCAGUGACGAUGAGCCAGGUUAUGAAACAGACAUUUCCGAAUGUGCUCAGAAGACAACAGGAGGAAAUGGAGUGGAAAAUGAAGAAAUGCUUCCAAACAAUGAGACAACGCUUUCUGAAACUGUUGGAAAUGAUUUGGCAGAAGAAUUCAUAACAGAAGCCAGUUCAGAAGCAGCAGCAUCCGGAUACAUAAUUCAAAAGCAACAAUUGACAGAUGUACAAAAUAGCAGUGAAGAUACUGGUCAAGUACUCUCAACUGAUACUUCAGGAAGGGCUGAUGAUGGAAAAUUGACAUCGCUGGAAGACAUUGAAACGUGUCAAAAUGAAGUAGCCAAAAACCCUCCCCCUGAGGAAACAAUACACCUACCAUCCACAUCAAAUGAAGACUUCUCCAGUUUUGAAGGGCCCUUAGACAAUACUCCAAGUACUUCGAAAACUCAAAUACCAAUGAGAACCCUAGAGGAAGUUUUAGCAAGGAGGGAUGAAAGACUCCGGCGACUUGAAGGUCAAGCUGAACAGUUAGUUACGAAAGUAACUAAUACGGCAAACAGAAGUGUGGUUAUUUCCAAUAGGCUCGAUGACCUACAUGGAGUGUACGGACAAGGUUCGGAACCUGAAAUUGAAACGAAUAGUACUUCUCAAUCAGACUUACUGGAAAUUCGUGAUACAUCUGUUAUUAGCAAUAUUGACACAAACGAUACAGACAUCUCUGAUGAGAAUGUCACGGAUAACAAUAAUGACGAUGAACACAAUACUUGAUGAAGAAAGUAAACAUGUCUGUUUAACUAAGUAUUGUAGGGCCAGCAGCCUUUUGGAAUAUUCAUGUAUUAUUUUUAUACCCUUCUAUAUAUCGAUAUUAAUGUUGUUUUUGUUGUCUUUUUCAAUUUAAGAUAUUUAUUUUAUCAAUCACCGUUUUGAUAUAGAUUUUUUAUUGAGUAAAUCAAUUCUAUGUCCUGAUA